Messenger RNA from Symbiodinium pilosum, 778 nucleotides. The record is from the annotation of a GenBank genome assembly. NCBI's taxonomy places the organism in Eukaryota, Dinophyceae, Suessiales, Symbiodiniaceae.
GUGAACUCACCUACGGGCUCGCCGGCAAGGCCUGUCUCACCCACGUGCUUCUCUCCGACGCUGUACACAGGAAACAAAGCAGCUUCUCGCUGGUGGAGGUUGAUGACUGGCAGAGAGACAGGCAUUCUGCUGCUGGGCUCCUUCGUGUUCACGUUCAGCUUGGGAAUCACUGAGGGUCCGGAGGUGGUCUUCUUCAAGGAUUAUUUUGGCUUUACCCAAAGCGACAUGUCCGAUCUUUUGCUUGUGACCAGCAUUUCAGCGUUGGUCCUAACCCCGCUGCUGCCGGCGGCCCUGAAAUACCUGGGCGAGACGCGAGGAUGCAUGGUAGGCUGCAUUGGUGUGGGCAUGACCACCCUCUUCCUAAUCCUUGGCGUGGGCAUCCAUUGGGUGCCUACAGCUGCGGCAGGCCUCUCGGUGGGGCUCUUCGGAUCCAUCUCUGGCCUGGGGUACAUGGCGCUGGUCCACUACCACGUGUCUCCGGAUCGGCUUGGCAUGUUCCUGGGCAUCAAGUCUUUCGUGGACGGAGCUGCGGGAACCCUGUCGCCUGCCGCUGGCGGUUGGAUCUACACAAGAGGACACUUCUUGCCCUAUGGCAUCACGUGCGGUCUCUGCAUCGUGACUGCAGCCAUCUUUGCCAGCCUCACGCCUUUCAACGCGAAGGUGAGAGAAAAAGCCCUGGGCCUGGAUGAGGAGGAACCAAUGCUCACCAAGGAAAUAGAGUCUGAUGAAGAGGAUGAGGUUCCCAUGGCGCAUUUCAUGUCGGAGAACCUGCAGUUCA